This is a messenger RNA of Mycotypha africana, 1310 nucleotides long. RefSeq names its product Metallo-dependent phosphatase-like protein. The record is from RefSeq and is a predicted model, not a curated record. Gene Ontology annotation, biological process: polyphosphate catabolic process. Gene Ontology annotation, cellular component: cytoplasm. The transcript has 2 exons. NCBI's taxonomy places the organism in Eukaryota, Fungi, Mucoromycota, Mucoromycetes, Mucorales, Mycotyphaceae. Bases 101 to 1159 code for a protein of 352 amino acids. Gene Ontology annotation, molecular function: endopolyphosphatase activity; phosphatase activity.
CAUUCUACUACUCUUUUUUUUCUUUUGUGCUGAUUGUUGAAUUAUCUGAGUUAUCGACCAGUACAGACAUUAUCUAUAUUUUUUUGGUACUAUAUAAGCAAUGUGGCUGACGAAAGAUGAUGACAGUUCAGAAUAUGUUGCAGCUGUGCCAAAAUACUUCAAAUCAGACAGACAAAAGAAGUUAUGGAAAUGGAUAGCAAUUGGUGUGGCAGCUGUCAUUAUUAUUGUCAUUGUUGUAGUGGUGGCUGUCGUCGUUACUGAAAAUAAGAGGAAAAGUAGCAGCAAUAACACUGCGUCUGACGGAAUCAAUACAGCCAAUGGACGAUAUCCUAUCUCUCCUUAUUCUCACAUCACCUUGAUGAAAACGUUCAAUGGAACCUCCACCGGUAACAAUUCAAGAGUUUUUGUCAUUGGUGAUGUUCACGGAUGUCUGGAUGAUCUCAACGCACUCGUAACAAAGAUCAAUUACAAUCCAGCAAAUGACAAAAUCAUUUUAGCAGGUGAUAUAGUAGCAAAAGGACCCGAUAGUGUUGGUGUUAUACGGAGAGCGAAAGAAUUAGGGGCUUAUUGUGUUCGUGGAAAUCAUGAUGAUAAAGUUUUGCGUUUAAAGUCGUUUGAGAUGCAACACGGUCGAAAAGCAAUGUUCCCACUGGAUGCUACUAUGCCAGAAGGGAAUGUACCCGAUCCGAUAAAAUUCAAAAAUUACCAUGCAGCCAUUGCAUUAAAUAUGACAAAAGAAGAUUACGAAUAUUUGGUUAAUUGCCCAGUUAUUCUGCAUUUACCCAAUUACAAUGACACAGUAGUGGUUCAUGCUGGCGUUGAUCCAAACCUGAAAAGCUUAGAAGAUCAGAUUCCCUAUCUAGUGAUGAACAUGCGUAAUAUAUACAACUCAGUUCCUACGCCAGAAAAAGAUGUUGGUAUCCAAUGGGCGCAAGAAUGGAAUUCUUUGCAGAAGAAUUUAGUUACCAAUUAUACCAACGUUUUUUAUGGACAUGAUUCUAGUAGAGGAUUGAAUAUUCAAGCGUAUACCUUCGGUUUAGACACUGGUUGCGUCGAGGGAAAAGAAUUAACAGCUAUGGAAAUUUCAACCAGGGAAGUCACUCAAGUGAAGUGUUCUGCUUAUCUAAAGCAUUACACUGAGCAGGAGGAUAUCAUUUAGAAAGUAAAAUUACACAUUAUUCAACCUUAAGCACUGUUUUACUAUUUCAAUACAUGCAAAGCCGUUCCCUUGUAUCAUGCUUACAUUUUACAUAUUGCAUCUCAUGUAUAUUACAUACAUUACAUCUGUACAGAAACUUUUAUUUAUUGUA